AUUCUGUAACAAGUCAGACAUCGGGAAGGAGAAUCCAUCAUAGGAAGUGAUAGGAAGAGUCCAGGGUCCUGGAGAACGGCCUCCAGACCUUCCAAGUGACGGAGAACCUGAAGAUCGGCCACCAGUAUGGUCAGUGAUGUAUCAUGGAGACCAAUAGUCAUGUUGUAGGAGCCAUGAGAAGGUAAGUAGGCACGUUGUACCCAGGAGGAGAGGAAGCAGAGGAGGAGAUGGCCGGAGUGUGGCCUGGAGGGAGGAUUUCUACCACUAGUCUGACAUCUAGAUGAUACUGGACUAUAACAAGGAGGCCUCCACUACGUCUAGAGGAAAGAAGGUUUCUCCACCAACAUAGAAGAGGAGUCUUUACUGUAAGAGCAGUGAGACUAUGGAGCUCUCUGCCAGAGGAAGGAGUCAUGGGGGAUUCUCUAGAAGAGUCCAGAAGGGGCCUGGAGGUCUGGAGGGAUUACACCAUAGUGAAGAAGACAUCGGGGGGGACUCCCAUCCUCCAUGAGUCAGGAGGGUGGAGCAGGACCCCCGUCACAGAGCCUCCCCCCCUGAUACAUGAGCAGAAGAUCCUAGAACUCACCCACAAGAUGAUGGAGCUGCUGACUGGAGAGGUUCCUGUAAGGUGUCAGGAUGUGGCGGUCUAUUUCUCCAUGGAGGAGUGGGAGUAUGUAGAAGGACACCAGGAUCUGUACAAGGAGGCCAUGAUGGAGGUUCCCCGGCCUCUGACAUCACCAGGUAAGAAGAGACGAGGUGAGAAGAGGCCGUGUUAGAGCCUCAGUCCGGUCAUGUGCAGUGUGUACACGCGUGUAAUGACAUGUAAUGUAGGAGCUCCACAUGUUAUUCUCCGGUCACAUCACGUUAGAGCCUACAUUUCCCAUAUACAUCACACUUCUCCAUAGGCUCCAUCCCCCUGACAGAUAUAGUGUCCUCUU
This is a messenger RNA of Bufo bufo (common toad), 935 nucleotides long. RefSeq names its product gastrula zinc finger protein XlCGF66.1-like. The record is from RefSeq and is a predicted model, not a curated record. The coding region runs from base 411 to 773 and encodes 120 amino acids. Gene Ontology annotation, biological process: regulation of DNA-templated transcription. Lineage: Eukaryota; Metazoa; Chordata; Amphibia; Anura; Bufonidae. The transcript is spliced from 3 exons.